Onychomys torridus (southern grasshopper mouse) is the source of this 2223-nucleotide messenger RNA. RefSeq names its product heat shock transcription factor 1 (gene Hsf1). The coding region runs from base 192 to 1922 and encodes 576 amino acids. Gene Ontology annotation, molecular function: DNA-binding transcription factor activity; sequence-specific DNA binding. Gene Ontology annotation, biological process: regulation of DNA-templated transcription. The transcript has 13 exons. The record is from RefSeq and is a predicted model, not a curated record. Lineage: Eukaryota; Metazoa; Chordata; Mammalia; Rodentia; Cricetidae.
CGCACACGGGAUACAGGUCCAGCCCUACCGAGAGCGCGCCGGUCGCAAGAUGGCUGCGGCCAUGCGAGGCUUUGCUGUGUGUGCGCAGGGGACGGCUGAGCGGCCCGGACGGCAGGGACAGCGACGACAUUAGCUCAUCCCCCAGCCACUCUUUUAGAACGCCAUCCCAGCCGCCGCCAGCUUCGUCCGAGAUGGAUCUGGCUGUGGGCCCCGGUGCAGCGGGGCCCAGCAACGUCCCGGCCUUCCUGACCAAGCUGUGGACCCUCGUGAGCGACCCGGACACCGACGCGCUCAUCUGCUGGAGCCCGAGUGGGAACAGCUUCCACGUGUUUGACCAGGGCCAGUUUGCCAAGGAGGUGCUGCCCAAGUACUUCAAGCACAACAACAUGGCCAGCUUCGUGCGGCAGCUCAACAUGUAUGGCUUCCGAAAAGUAGUCCACAUUGAGCAGGGUGGCCUGGUCAAGCCUGAGAGGGAUGACACCGAGUUCCAGCAUCCAUGUUUCCUACGUGGCCAGGAACAGCUCCUUGAGAACAUCAAGAGGAAAGUGACCAGCGUGUCUACUUUGAAGAAUGAGGACAUAAAAAUACGCCAGGACAGUGUCACCAGGCUGCUGACGGAUGUGCAGCUGAUGAAGGGGAAACAGGAGUGUAUGGACUCGAAGCUCUUGGCCAUGAAGCACGAGAACGAGGCCCUGUGGCGGGAGGUGGCCAGCCUGCGGCAGAAGCAUGCCCAGCAGCAAAAAGUUGUCAACAAGCUCAUUCAGUUCCUGAUCUCACUGGUGCAGUCGAACCGGAUCCUGGGGGUGAAGAGAAAGAUCCCUCUGAUGUUGAGUGACAGCAGCUCAGCACACUCUGUGCCCAAGUAUGGUCGACAGUACUCCCUGGAGCACGUCCCUGGUCCUGGCCCAUACUCAGCUCCAUCUCCAGCCUACAGCAGCUCUAGCCUUUACACCUCUGAUGCUGUCACCAGCUCUGGACCCAUAAUCUCUGAUAUCACUGAACUGGCUCCUACCAGCCCUUUGGCAUCCCCAGGCAGGAGCAUAGAUGAGAGGCCCCUAUCCAGCAGCACCCUGGUCCGCGUCAAGGAAGAGCCCCCCAGCCCACCUCGGAGCCCUCGGGUACUGGAGGCAAGCCCUGGGCGCCCAUCCUCCAUGGAUACACCUUUAUCCCCAACUGCCUUCAUUGACUCCAUCCUUCGAGAGAGCGAGCCGACCCCUGCUGCCUCUAUGGAUACAACCGGAGCCCAUGCCCCUGCACCCCCACCCCCUUCUGUUCCUGAGAAGUGCCUCAGCGUAGCCUGCCUAGACAAUUUGGCUCGCGCUCCACAGAUGUCUGGGGUCGCCCGCCUCUUCCCCUGCCCCUCCUCUUCCUUUCUGCAUGGCCGAGUCCAGCCAGGGAACGAGCUCAGUGAUCAUUUGGAUGCCAUGGACUCCAACCUGGACAACCUGCAGACCAUGCUGACAAGCCAUGGCUUCAGUGUGGACACCAGCGCCCUGCUGGACCUGUUCAGCCCCUCGGUGACCAUGCCCGACAUGAGCCUGCCUGACCCGGACAGCAGCCUGGCCAGCAUUCAGGAUCUACUAUCUCCCCAAGAGCCCCCCAAGCCUAUUGAGGCAGAGAACAGUAACCCUGACUCAGGUGAGCUAAGCUUCUGUCCCACUCCUAACCCUCACGUCCAGCUCGCCCAACCCCACCAUCCUGACCCACGCCCCACAGGGAAGCAGCUGGUACACUACACGGCUCAGCCCCUGUUCCUGCUGGACCCUGACGCCGUGGACACAGGGAACAGCGAACUGCCUGUGCUCUUUGAGCUAGGGGAAAGCUCCUACUUCUCCGAGGGGGAUGACUACACGGACGACCCUACGAUCUCUCUUCUAACGGGCUCUGAACCCCCGAAAGCCAAAGACCCCACUGUCUCCUAGAGGUCCCAGGAUUGUCAGGAUGGCUUGUGGCUGGCUCCCAACCUACCCCUAGGACAUGGAUGAUCCUGGGGAGACGAGACAGCCAGGCAGUCCAGGGCAUCCUAGGUCAAGCCACCACAACCAUAGUGGAGCAUGGAUGGGGCUUGAGCCUGGACAGUGCCUCAGGUCAAGAGGAAGGUCCUGAGGGCUGGACACCUGCUGCCUUCACCCCAGCCCCAGGUCUGUUUUCUGUGUUGGAGCUUCACAGCCACACUUGGACUGGCUCUGCAGGUUGUUCAUAAAAUUGUAUUUUGGAUUUUUA